Molecule: messenger RNA, 6195 nt
Organism: Indicator indicator
Lineage: Eukaryota; Metazoa; Chordata; Aves; Piciformes; Indicatoridae
Gene: DOCK4
Product: dedicator of cytokinesis 4
Biological process (GO): cell chemotaxis; small GTPase-mediated signal transduction
Cellular component (GO): plasma membrane; cytoplasm
Molecular function (GO): GTPase activator activity; small GTPase binding; guanyl-nucleotide exchange factor activity
Source: RefSeq, a predicted model, not a curated record
AUGGAGUACCUUGCUGUAGGUGGAUUUUACUUCCAGAUACUUUACCAAUGUUACUCUCACCCUCUGGCAAAAUAAAGAUUUUCCCAAGACAGAGGAAUGAACUUUCCUGUAUUUAGAUACUAAAUAACACUUGUGCAAUUGUCCUUCUGCUCUCAGGUAAUAGCUGGUUUUCGAGGGACAGUCCCACAUGGCCUAUCUCUGGAGAUUGGAGACACCGUUCAAAUAUUAGAGAAAUGUGAUGGGUGGUACAGAGGAUUUGCCUUAAAAAACCCCAAUGUUAAGGGCAUAUUUCCAUCCAACUACAUUCACUUGAAAAAUGCGUGUGUUAAGAACAAAGGACAAUUUGAAAUGGUUAUUCCAACAGAAGAUUCUGUUAUUACAGAAAUGACAUCAACUCUAAGAGACUGGGGAACGAUGUGGAAACAACUCUAUGUGAGGAAUGAGGGAGAUCUCUUUCAUCGACUCUGGCACAUAAUGAAUGAAAUCCUAGACCUGCGAAGGCAAGUCCUUGUUGGCCAUCUCACACAUGAUCGAAUGAAGGAUGUUAAGAGACACAUCACUGCUCGUCUGGAUUGGGGCAACGAACAACUAGGACUUGACUUGGUUCCAAGAAAAGAAUAUGCUAUGGUAGAUCCUGAAGAGAUCAGCAUUACAGAGCUCUACCGGCUGAUGGAGCAUCGUCAUCGAAAAAAAGACACACCAGUACCAGCUAGCAGCCACCAUCUUUUUGUUCAAAUGAAAAGUCUCAUGUGCUCCAAUUUGGGAGAGGAACUGGAAGUAAUCUUCUCACUCUUUGAUAGUAAAGAAAAUCGGCCCAUCAGUGAAAGAUUUUUUUUAAGACUGAAUAGAAAUGGUUUACCAAAAUGUCCAGAAAAGCCUGAAAGACACUGUUCUCUCUUUGUGGAUUUGGGUAGCAGUGAACUCAGGAAGGACAUCUAUAUCACUGUGCACAUUAUCCGAAUAGGACGAAUGGGAGCUGGAGAAAAGAAAAAUGCCUGCAAUGUACAGUAUAGACGGCCCUUUGGCUGUGCAGUCCUCAGUAUUGCAGAUUUAUUGGCAGGAGAUUCAAAGGAUGACCUCGUCUUAAAAGUAUACAUGUGCAACACAGAGAGUGACUGGUAUCAGAUCCAUGAAAACAUCAUUAAAAAGCUGAAUGCACGUUACAACUUGACAGGCUCCAAUGCAGGUCUGGCAGUUUCUCUUCAGUUGCUUCAUGGAGACAUAGAACAAAUUAGGAGAGAGUAUACAUCCAUGUUUACCCAUGGAGUGUCCAUAACAAGGAAGCUAGGUUUUUCCAAUAUUAUAAUGCCUGGUGAAAUGAGGAAUGAUUUAUAUAUCACUGUAGAAAGAGGAGAAUUUGAGAAAGGAGGGAAAAGUGUGGCCAGAAAUGUGGAAGUGACAAUGCAUGUCGUGGAUAGCAGUGGCCAAAUUUUAAAGGAUUUUAUCUCUUUUGGCUCUGGAGAGCCACCAGCCAGCGAGUACCAUUCAUUUGUGCUUUAUCAUAACAAUGGCCCCAGAUGGGCUGAGCUGCUAAAAUUGCCUAUUCCUGUGGAUAAAUUCAGAGGAGCACACAUCCGCUGUGAAUUCCGGCACUGUUCCACGAAAGAAAAGGGUGAGAAGAAGUUGUUUGGCUUUUCUUUCGUGCCUCUGAUGCAGGAAAAUGGGAGGACUCUGCCAGAUGGCACCCAUGAACUCAUUGUACACAAGUGUGAAGAAAACACAAACCUUCAGGAUUCUGGUCGCUACCUCAAACUCCCCUUUUCAAAGGGAAUUUUCCUAGGAAACAACAGCCAAGCAGUAAAAACCACUAAAGAGUCCUUCUGGAUUACAUCCUUUCUCUGCUCCACUAAACUCACACAAAACGGAGAUAUGCUUGACCUUCUGAAAUGGAGAACCCACCCAGACAAAAUUGCAGGUUGCCUCUCAAAAUUAAAAGAAAUUGAUGGUUCAGAAAUAGUGAAGUUCCUUCAAGAUACACUAGACACUUUAUUUGGGAUUUUAGAUGAAAACUCUCAAAAAUAUGGAUCAAAAGUAUUUGAUUGUUUGGUUCAUAUAAUAAAUUUGCUGCAGGACAGCAAGUUUCACCAUUUUAAGCCAGUAAUGGACACUUACAUUGAAAGUCAUUUUGCAGGAGCACUGGCAUACAGAGAUCUUAUAAAAGUACUGAAGUGGCAUAUUGAUCGAGUCACGGAAGUGGAGCUGCAUGAGCACAUACAGGAAGUACUAAAGGCACAGGAAUAUAUCUUUAAAUACAUAGUUCAGUCUCGAAGGUUAUUCUCUAUUGCCACUGGUGGACAAAAUGAGGAGGAAUUUCGCUGCUGUAUUCAAGAGCUCCUUAUGUCAGUACGCUUCUUCCUUUCCCAAGAGAGCAAAGGAGCUAGUGCUUUAUCUCAGCUGCAAGCUGUGUUUCUCAGCUCAUUCCCAUCGGUGUACUCUGAACUUUUGAAGCUCUUUGAUGUUAGAGAAGUAGCAAAUUUGGUUCAUGAUGCUCUGGGCAGCUUGCCAAGAGUCAUGCAUGGUGAUGAGUCCCUUCAAGCUGUUAAACUGCAGAGUAUUGGGAAAACUGUAGAGAGUCACCUGUACACUAAUCCAGAUUCUCGAUACAUUCUUCUUCCUGUGGUUUUACAUCAUCUUCACAUGCAUUUACAAGAGCAGAAGGACCUUAUAAUGUGUGCACGUAUCCUUAGCAACAUAUUUUGCCUCAUCAAGAAGAACAGCUCUGAAAAGUCUGUCCUGGAAGAAAUUGAUGUGAUUGUAAACAGCCUGCUAGAUAUUCUGUUAAGGACCAUACUAGAGAUCACCAGCCGACCACAACCAGCAGGCUCUGCUAUGCGCCUCCAGUUUCAAGAUGUGACUGGGGAAUUUGUCUCCUGUUUAUUGUCACUCUUGCGACAAAUGACUGAUAGACAUUAUCAACAGCUUCUUGAUAGCUUCAACACAAAGGAAGAUCUGAGGGAUUUCCUGCUGCAGAUUUUCACUGUAUUUCGGAUACUAAUACGACCAGAGAUGUUUCCAAAAGACUGGACAGUGAUGCGUUUGGUUGCAAACAAUGUGAUCAUUACUACAGUCUUGUAUCUUUCGGAUGCCCUUCGUAAAAACUUCUUAAAUGAAAACUUUGAUUACAAGAUAUGGGAUUCCUACUUUUUUCUUGCUGUCAUUUUUAUAAACCAGUUAUGUCUGCAACUGGAGAUGUUCACACCUUCCAAGAAGAAAAAAGUUUUAGAAAAAUAUGGUGACAUGCGGGUAACAAUGGGAUGUGAAAUCUUCAGCAUGUGGCAGAAUUUAGGGGAACACAAGCUUCACUUUAUUCCAGCAUUGAUUGGCCCCUUCUUGGAAGUGACCCUUAUCCCUCAGCCUGACCUGAGAAAUGUCAUGAUUCCCAUUUUCCAUGACAUGAUGGACUGGGAGCAAAGGCGAAGUGGCAACUUCAAACAGGUAGAAGCAAAACUGAUUGACAAACUGGACAGCCUAAUGUCGGAAGGUAAAGGUGAUGAAACAUACCGAGAGCUCUUCAACAGUAUAAUUCCACUUUUUGGUCCUUACCCUAGUCUACUGAAGAAAAUUGAGCGGGAAACAUGGAGGGAAAGUGGUGUUUCUUUAAUCGCCACUGUGACUCGCCUCAUGGAGAGGUUACUGGACUACAGGGACUGCAUGAAAAUGGGUGAAGUGGAUGGCAAAAAGAUUGGCUGCACUGUUAGCCUUUUGAAUUUUUACAAGACUGAACUGAACAAGGAAGAGAUGUAUAUUCGCUAUAUUCAUAAGCUCUAUGAUCUACAUCUGAAAGCACAAAAUUUCACAGAGGCUGCCUACACGCUCCUGCUGUACGAUGAGCUGUUGGAGUGGUCUGAUCGGCCACUGAGAGAAUUUCUCAACUACCCCAUGCAAACAGAGUGGCAACGUAAAGAGUGUCUCCAUCUGACCAUCAUUCAAAAUUUUGAUAGGGGAAAGUGUUGGGAAAAUGGUAUUAUCUUAUGCAGGAAAAUUGCAGAACAAUAUGAGAGCUACUAUGACUACAGAAACCUCAGCAAGAUGAGGAUGAUGGAAGCAUCUUUGUAUGAUAAAAUUAUGGAUCAGCAGCGUUUGGAACCAGAGUUUUUCCGAGUUGGAUUCUAUGGGAAGAAGUUCCCAUUCUUCUUGAGAAAUAAGGAAUUUGUUUGCCGAGGACAUGACUAUGAAAGACUGGAGGCCUUCCAGCAGCGAAUGUUGAAUGAGUUCCCACAUGCCAUUGCUAUGCAACAUGCUAAUCAGCCAGAUGAGACCAUCUUUCAGGCAGAAGCACAGUAUUUGCAGAUCUAUGCUGUGACACCAAUUCCUGAAAACCAAGAGGUCCUGCAGAGAGAUGGCAUUCCUGAUAACAUCAAGAGCUUUUACAAAGUAAAUCACAUCUGGCGAUUCCGAUAUGACAGGCCAUUUCACAAAGGAACCAAGGACAAGGAAAAUGAAUUCAAGAGCCUAUGGGUGGAGCGAACCACACUGAUCUUGGUGCAGAGUUUACCUGGAAUAUCUCGUUGGUUUGAAGUGGAAAAACGUGAAGUGGUGGAAAUGAGUCCCCUUGAGAAUGCUAUUGAAGUCUUAGAAAAUAAGAAUCAGCAGCUGAGAACACUGAUUACUCAGUGUCAAACUCGACAGAUGCAAAAUAUUAACCCUCUCACAAUGUGUCUAAAUGGGGUCAUUGAUGCAGCAGUUAAUGGUGGAGUUGCUAGAUACCAAGAAGCAUUUUUUGUCAAAGAAUACAUCUUGAACCAUCCAGAGGAUGGAGAGAAGAUCACACGUUUGAGAGAGUUGAUGCUCGAGCAGGCCCAGAUUCUAGAAUUUGGCUUGGCAGUGCAUGAGAAGGUGGUGCCACAGGACAUGAGGCCCUUGCACAAAAAGCUGGUGGAUCAGUUCUUUGUGAUGAAGUCAAGCUUGGGCAUACAGGAAUUUUCUGCCUGUGUACAAGCUAGCCCUAUUCAUUUCCCAAAUGGAAGUCCUCGUGUAUGCCGAAAUUCCAUACCUGUUUCUAUGAGCCCUGAUGGUGCCAGGGUAAUACCACGACGCAGUCCCUUGAGUUAUCCAGCUGUCAAUCGGUAUUCAUCCUCAUCACUGUCGUCCCAAGCUUCUGCUGAAGUCAGCAAUAUCACUGGGCAAUCCGAAAGCUCUGAUGAAGUUUUUAAUAUGCAGCCUAGUCCGUCUACCUCAAGCCUGAGUUCCACUCAUUCUGCUUCACCUAAUGUGACCAGUUCUGCUCCAUCCAGUGCCAGAGCCUCUCCUCUGUUAUCUGACAAACAUAAGCAUUCCCGAGAAAACUCUUGCCUUUCCCCUAGAGAGAGGCCCUGCAGUGCCAUCUAUCCUACACCUUUGGAAACCUCACAGACUGCAAACUCUUGCUUUGCCAAAUGGAAUGCGGCUUCUAUCCCCCACUCUACCCGAGAUUCGAUAAGGGAGGCUGAGGAGCUCGUAUGCCCAGUCUCCACUCUCUCUGAGACUCGCCCGGCAGGAAAAUCUCCCAAUCUCUCUCUACCCUCAGUGUCCCAAGAGAGGAGAAUGCUGUUCAAUCACAUUGGGGACAGUGCUUUGCCACGAAGCGAUUCCAAUCUGCCUGGUCCUGAGAAAGCUGUAAAUGCCACUCCCAGCAGCUGGAGCCUGGACAGUGGGAAGGAAGCCAGAAACACAUCAGAAAGUGGAAAGCUUAUAUCUCCUCCUGUACCACCAAGACCUGCACAGACUGCAUCACCAGCAAGACACAUAGCCUCCGUUUCCCCUUCUCCUACUGGCAGAUCACCAAUGAAGGGGUCUGUGCAAUCAUUCACACCAUCUCCAGUGGAGUAUCAUUCCUCGGGGCUCUUAUCCAACUCCCCAGUGCUGUCGGGGAGUUACAGCAGCGGCAUCUCUUCGCUCAGCCGAUGUAGCACAUCGGAGACGUCAGGCUGUGAAAGCCAAGGCAGCGAACCAACAGUGACUGUCCCAAACUACAGUGUUUCUGAGGAGCCUGUGAGAAAAGAAAGCAAAACCCCACCGCCUUACAGCGUGUAUGAGCGGACUUUGAAACGCCCUGUUCCUCUACCUCACAGCCUCUCCAUCCCACCCGCCACAGACCCACCAGCGCUGCCACCCAAGCCGCAGCUCGUCCGGCCAAACAAUCUGGAAAACAGCAACAGGAGGACCGAGCAGGUUCCCCGGCCCAGGCCUCUGCCCCGCAAAGUCUCUCAGCUAUGA